Molecule: messenger RNA, 2245 nt
Organism: Sinocyclocheilus grahami
Lineage: Eukaryota; Metazoa; Chordata; Actinopteri; Cypriniformes; Cyprinidae
Product: tumor susceptibility gene 101 protein-like
Exons: 14
Coding region: 69-1688 (539 amino acids)
Biological process (GO): protein transport; protein modification process; endosome to lysosome transport
Cellular component (GO): ESCRT I complex
Molecular function (GO): ubiquitin binding
Source: RefSeq, a predicted model, not a curated record
CCGCAGAGUCUUCAGGAGCGAAAGCACACUUCCUCUGCUCUGGCUCGACCUGUGUAUCAUCUGAAGUCAUGACAGUUACACCAGUCCGUGAUCUGAGGAGGAUCUUACCCAGGACGUAUAAUCACAGGAGAGAGGUUCUGUCGGAGAUCGCUACGGUCGUGUCUCAGCAUCAGCACCUUCAGCCAGUGCUGGAGAGAUUUGUCUUUAAUGAUGGCACAGCGAAGACCUUGGCUGGUUUGACUGGAACAAUUAAGGUGUUUUAUGAAGGGAAACACUACAAUAUUCCAGUGAGUUUGUGGCUGAAGGAAAGUUAUCCGCGCACUGCGCCCAUCUGCUAUGUGAAACCCACGCCGGAGAUGCUGAUCAUGACCGGCAGACACGUUGACAGCAGUGGAGAGAUCCUGAUGCCUUACCUGGAUGAGUGGAGACAUACGCAGUGUGACCUGCACAGCUUGAUUCAGGUUAUGAAGGCCGUGUUUAGUGAAGUUCCUCCUCUGCGUAUGCGUCUUUACCCAGAAGACUGUGAUUAUAUACGUGUAUUAUUUUCUAUAUUCCAGCAAUACAAAUACAGAGAUCUCACUGUUCGAGAGAUAACAAACGUCAUCUCUCAGUACAAAGACCUCAAACCUGUUAUGGAUGCGUACGUGUUUAAUGACGGAUCGUCCAGAGACUUGAUGAGCCUCACAGGAACCGUUCCAGUUAGUUAUAGAGGGAAUGUGUAUAAUAUCCCCGUGUGCUUGUGGCUGCUGGAUACGUAUCCCUACAAUCCUCCGAUAUGUUUUGUGAAGCCCACCAGUGCGAUGAUGAUCAAGACCGGCAAACACAUCGACGCCAACGGCAAGAUCUACCUGCCAUACCUGCACGAGUGGAAACACCCUCAGUCAGAUCUGUACGGGCUCAUCCAGGUCAUGAUUGUGGUGUUUGGUGAGGAGCCGCCUGUUUUCUCCAGACCCACCACACAACCUCCUUACCAGGCCUUUCAAGCAGCCGGACCCCCGAACCAGUCCUAUAUGCCAGGAAUGCCAGCAGUAUCUCCAUACGGGCCCAACCCAAACCCCUGUGGUUAUCCAGGUUACCCUUACCCAGGAGGCAAUGCUUAUCCUGCCACAGGCGGUCCAGCGCAUUACACUUCCCAGACUCCUGUCACUACUGUGGGUCCAAGUCGUGAUGGUACCAUCGGUGAGGACACCAUCCGAGCAUCGCUGAUCUCAGCCGUGAGCGAUAAACUGCGCUGGAGAAUGAAGGAGGAGAUGGACAGAGCGCAAGCCGAGCUGGACGCCCUGAAGAGGACGGAGGAAGACCUGAAGAAAGGACACCAGAAACUGGAAGACAUGGUGUCCCGCCUGGACCAGGAAGCGGCUGAGGUGGACAGAAACAUCGAGCUCCUCAAGAAGAAGGACGUGGAACUUAGCGAAGCUCUGGAGAAGAUGGAGAACCAGUCGGAAAACAAUGACAUUGACGACGUGAUCAUCCCAACAGCCCCACUCUACAAACAGAUCCUGAACCUGUACGCAGAGGAGAACGCCAUAGAGGACACCAUCUUUUACCUGGGAGAAGCCCUGAGGAGAGGAGUCAUCGACCUGGAGGUCUUCCUCAAGCAUGUGCGUCUGCUGUCCCGAAAACAGUUCCAGCUGCGAGCGCUCAUGCAGAAAGCGCGAAAGACAGCCGGACUCAGUGACCUUUACUGACCCUGCGCUCCAGCUCUGAUCACACGAGCCAGACUCGGAUCUAAUCGCUUGGUGGUAUGUCAGUGGGAGUUCAGCUGUUUAUGAUAUUUUACUUAUGAGAGAGUUUUUUAGCUACUGUAACCGGCUGACUUUAUUUUCUUGAUUAGGAAAAGGCACAAUUGCAAAUCGGGUACAAUAUUUGAACGCUAAAAGGAAAAACUAGACCUGAGCAUUAGAAGUAAAUAAGAUGUCAUAGACUCAAUGUUCCUUCUUUCAUUUGAGCUUCUCGUGGCAAACUGGGCUUUAGAUACUACUGUUAUUAACCGUACAGAAUGAUAACUUUUAAAAUGUGACGUCUGCAGGAAGUAUAUGAGGAAAUUGCUCUCAGAUGUGGAUAGCGACUCCUGUUUUCAUUCAUGCACUGUUUCAAAGUGUAGUCAUACUCCAUAACUAUGUGAAUCUCACAGGAAAAAUCACCUCAAAAUAAAAUAUAUAUUUUCUGCAUAAAACAUGUAGGACUAUUAAUAUUUUUUUUAGAUUGUGUAAAAUAUUAAGUACAUUUAGGUAAAAAUUUGGGA